AUGGACCAGCACGGCUGCGGCGAGAACGACCCCAACGGCCCCGUCUUCGACCCCGUGCACGGCGUCUUCCACCACUUUUACCAGAUUCAUUUGGCCAUUCCUCCGGGCGGCGGCCCGGACUACGGCCACGUCGUCUCGAAGAAUUUGGUCGAGUGGGCGCCGCUGCCCGUGGCCAUCUGGAACGGCGUCGACGCGUCGAACGGCAAGCCGACGCCCUACGACGCGCGCGCCAUCUUCACGGGCAGCGCCGCCGUCGUCGACGGCGCGGGGCCCGGCGGCGCUGCCGGCGUCGUGCAGAUCUACCCCGGCCUGUGCGAGAAGGAGACCUGGGCCAACUGCUCCAGCGGCACGAACCUCGCGCUGGCCGUCCCCGCGGACUACGCCGGCGACGAGCUCCUCGUGCACUGGACGAAGCCGGGAUACAACCCCGUCGUCGAGAACACGCAGCGCGACCCCUCGACGCCGUGGAAGACGUCGGCGGGCGAGUGGCGCCUCCGGACCUACGACUCCAUGGUCUACGGCGCGGCCUCCGACGCGGCGUUCCUCGCGGGCGAAUGGUACACCAUCGGCAAGUCGGCGGACCUGCGCACCUGCGAGUGCCCGUCGCUCUACGAGCUGCCGCCUUCCACGCCGGGCUUCGAGGACUCGUACCGCGCCGGGCCGCUGCCGACGCACGUGCACAAGACGUCCUGCGGCGGCGACUGGUGGCAGCUCGGCACCUACGCGGAGGGCGCGCCGAGGGCGCUCGGCGGCUUCGCCGCGACGCCGGGCUGGGAGGCCGAGUUCGCGCAGCGCGAGAUCGACGUCGGCAAUUUCUACGCGUCCAAGGACGCGGACUACCCGUCCCUCGACGGCGCGCACCGCCGCGUCAACUACGGCUGGGCGACGGUGCCGCCGCAGUCGGCGCAGACGCUGCCCCGCGAGAUCACGUUCAACGCCGCGGCGCGCCUCCUCCAGCAGUACCCCGUCGACGAGAUCGCGAAGCUCCGCGGCGCCGCCGUCGUCGUCGACGACGAUGUCACCGUCGACGGGGCGCACGCGAUCGACGUGCCCGGCAACGUCACCAAGGCGUCCGAGCUGCUCGCGACCUUCGAGCUGCCUACGGUCAAGGCCACGCUCUCCGCGACCGUCGGCGAUCUCGAAUGUUCGGUCGACUACGACCCGGGCGCGGGCGGCGCGUACGCCGACCACGCCGUGCGCUGCGGCGGCAAGAACACGACGCUGCGCCUCCUCGCGACGGAGACGAGUCUCGAGAUGCGCAUCUUCGCGGACGCGACGUUCGCGGAGGUCUACCUCCAGCGCGGCCGCACGGCGAUCACGCUCGUCUCCGCGUUCAAGGACGACGCGACCAUGGCCCUCGGGGCGUCCGCGCCGACAAAGACGAACUUCAGCGUCUACCCGAUGAAGGCCAUCUGGGUCGACGAGGCCGCGGGCAUCAUGCGCGGCAACCAAAAGGUCUUCAACCGCGUCGCGGCCGACAUCGCCGGGCGCGGCCUGCCCGCCGGCGCGGCCGUCCUCGACCUCGGCGCGUCGGGCGGCGAGCCGAGCCUGACCAUCGCGAGAACGGCGAAGGACCUCCGCGUCGUGUCGACGGACUUCGCGCCGCCGAACAAGGCCAUCGGCGAGAAGCGCGCGAAGGCCUUCGGCCUCGCGGACCGCGUCGAGUUCCACACGACGGACGCGCAGGACCUCUCCGCCUGGGCCGACGGCGCCUUCGACGCGGCCGUGGGCACCUACGUGCUCAUGUUCACGCCCGACGUCGCCCAGGUCUGCUCCGAGGUCGCGCGCGUGCUCAAGCCCGGGUCGCCGCAACCGCCCGCCAAGGUCGACCUCUUCGGCAAGGGCCUCAUGGCGAUGGUCGGCGCCAUGCGCGAGUCCGGCGGUUUGCCGAUGCCCGACCCCGACGGCCCGCCGCCGACCAACCCCUGCAACCUGGCCGACGCGGCGCCCGACGGCCCGCUCGGCGACGCGCUGCGGGCCGCCGGCUUCGCGGACGUGACGGCGGAGGAGUGGACCUACCCGGUCUGCGUCGCGGGCAGGGACUUCGCGGACGUCGCGGCGCGCUUCAUCGAGGCGACGCCGUUCCACGGCCAGAUCCUCGGGUGGUCUGGACAGGGGUCUGGAAACUUUUCUCAUGGGCAAGAUUGUGGUUCCUUUCGUAUCUUCGCACUGGAAACUUUUCUCAUGGGCAAGAUUGCGCCGACGUCGACGGCGCACCCGGCCGUCGCCGGCGAUCUAGCCGAGUUCCUUUAA
Aureococcus anophagefferens is the source of this 2253-nucleotide messenger RNA. RefSeq lists its product as hypothetical. NCBI's taxonomy places the organism in Eukaryota, Pelagophyceae, Pelagomonadales, Pelagomonadaceae. The transcript has 5 exons. Gene Ontology annotation, biological process: carbohydrate metabolic process. The record is from RefSeq and is a predicted model, not a curated record. Gene Ontology annotation, molecular function: S-adenosylmethionine-dependent methyltransferase activity; hydrolase activity, hydrolyzing O-glycosyl compounds. Bases 1 to 2253 code for a protein of 750 amino acids.